This is a messenger RNA of Cloeon dipterum, 4922 nucleotides long. RefSeq names its product neurexin-4 (gene Nrx-IV). Lineage: Eukaryota; Metazoa; Arthropoda; Insecta; Ephemeroptera; Baetidae. Bases 48 to 3842 code for a protein of 1264 amino acids. The record is from RefSeq and is a predicted model, not a curated record. The transcript has 24 exons.
GUGGUGCCACCUAGUGCAAAUAAUUGUUGAGUUUCGAGCAUGACACCAUGGACGCCGUAAAGCUCUUACCUGUAUUUAUUUUGUUUUUGUCGAUAUUUUCUGCAGUCCAGGCUGACGAUUACGACUGCAAUGAGCCGCUUCUGGAAUGGGCAAAAUUUUCAGCCACCUCAGCUCUCCGAGAUCGAGGCCCUGAACAGGCAAAAAUCGAUGGGGGCUCGGCAUGGACAUCUGAUGAGAGCUCGUACAACCAGUGGGUGCGGUUCAAGCUGCCGACUCGCAAAAAAGUGACAGCGGUAGCCACUGCUGGCAGGGCACGCGCCAAAGAGUAUGUCACUGAAUUCAUCCUACAGUAUGGUGAUGACGGUGAAAAUUGGAGGUCAUAUGUCACUGCCUCUGGAAUGCCGCAGACAUUUGUUGGCAACUGGAACGGAGAUGACAUCCAUCGAAAUAACUUCGAAGUACCAAUUAUUGCUCAGUACAUCCGAAUCAACCCCACCAGGUGGAGAGAGAGGAUUUCUCUCCGUGCUGAGCUCUACGGCUGUGAUUAUUUGGCUGACAACCUCCACUUCAAUGGCAGCAGCUACGUCCGAUGGGAUGUGAUUCGUUACCCCAUUUCUGCCUCAAGAGAAACCAUCAGGUUCAGAUUCAAAACAAAUCACGCAGAUGGCGCCAUUCUGUAUGGCAGAGGCUCUCAGGGUGACUACUACGCUCUUCAAAUGAGGGACAACAGAAUGCUCCUGAACAUUGAUCUUGGAGCUGGCGUUGUAACAAGCUUGUCGGUGGGAAGCCUGCUGGACGAUAAUAUAUGGCAUGAUGUGGUUGUGUCAAGAAACAAGCGGGACAUCAUGUUCUCCGUGGAUCGAGUUGUUGUGCGGAGCAAAAUCAAAGGCGAAUUUUCCCGACUUAAUUUAAACAGAGACAUUUUUAUUGGCGGAGUGCCCAACCAGCAAGAUGGUCUUGUCGUCAACCGAAAUUUUACGGGCUGCGUUGAAAACCUGUACCUGAAUGCCACAAACUUCAUCAGGGCGGUCAAAAACCCUCCUGAGGAUGAUGACCGCUUCCACUUUGAGAGAAUCAACACUCUCUUCAGCUGUCCUGAAGUACAAUCUUUUCCUGUCACGUUCUUGACACGUAACUCUUACGCUCGCUUGGCUGGUUAUGAGGGUGUCCAAACACUGAAUGUGUCUCUCUCUUUCCGAUCUUACGAAGAAAUUGGUAUGCUGGUCCACCACAAGUUCACCUCUGACGGUUACUUCAUGCUUUACCUUGAAAAGGGAAGAUUGAAAAUUGAAUUGAAGGUCAAUGGGCCCAAAACUAUCCUUGACAACUUCCCCGAGGAAACUUUCAAUGAUGGACGUUGGCAUCAAGUUAUUCUAACUAUGAGUCCCAAUUCAAUCAUCUUGAACGUGGAUGAAAGACCAAUGCGAACCUCGAAACAGCUCAAAUUCUCAACUGGCAGUCACUACUUGAUAGCAGGAGGAAGAUCUGGUUCUCCUGGUUUCAUUGGAUGUAUGAGAAGAAUAUCCAUCAACGGCAACUACAGGCCGCCAGUCGACUGGAAGGAUAAUGAGUACUGCUGCAAAGAUGAGGUCGUGUUUGACUCAUGCCAGAUGAUUGACCGUUGCAACCCAAAUCCUUGCCAACACGGAGGAAACUGCAAACAGAGCUCAAAGGAAUUCUUCUGUGAAUGCGUAGACACUGGCUAUUCUGGUGAAGUUUGCCACAUUUCGCUCCAUCCUCUCUCAUGCACUGCAUACAAGGAUAAAAAUCACGUUGACCAAACCUCCAGGAUAUUGAUUGAUGUCGACGGUAGUGGACCUCUUGAUCCAUUCCCAGUGACUUGUGAAUUUUUCUCUGAUGGUCGAAUUUUAACUCUUGUUGGUCACCAUAACCAAAUGCCAACCAGGGUUGAUGGAUUCCAGGAGCCUGGAAGCUAUAUUCAAGACAUAGUCUAUGAAGCAAGCAAUUUCCAAAUUGAGGCGCUAAUGAACAGGUCAACAAAUUGUCACCAGCGCAUAACUUACAACUGCAGACAUUCAAAGCUUUUUAACUCUCCAGCAACCCAGGAAACAUUCAGUCCGUUUUCGUGGUGGGUGUCGAAGAAUAACCAAAAGAUGGACUACUGGGGAGGUGCACUGCCUGGUUCCCGUAGCUGCGAAUGUGGUAUCUGGGGCAACUGCAUUGACGAGAGAAAGUCGUGCAAUUGCGACGCUGACUUAGACUCUUGGUCAGCUGACUCUGGAGACAUCACCCAGAUGGAGCAUUUGCCAGUGAAACAAAUGAGAAUUGGAGACACUGGCACUCCUCUUGAUGAAAAGGAAGGGAUGUUCACUUUGGGGCCCUUGGCAUGCGAAGGAGACAAUUUGUUCAACAACGUUGUCACCUUCCGCAUCACUGAUGCAAGCAUUAAUCUACCCACGUUUGACAUGGGCCACAUUGGAGAUAUAUACUUUGAGUUCAAGACCACCAUUGACAAUGCUGUCAUUCUGCACAGCACUGGAGAAUCUGACUUCAUCAAGUUGUCUAUCAUUGGUGGAGAUCAACUGCAGUUCCAGUAUCAGGCUGGAAGUGGUUCUAUGGCAGUGACAACUGAUACUUCAUAUCGAUUGGCUGACAACAACUGGCACUCUGUGCUGAUCGAAAGAAAUCGCAAGGAAGCGAGAAUGGCGGUUGAUGGUGUUUUCAAGAGUGGAGUUAGGGAACCUCCCGGUCCAGUUAGAGCUCUCCACCUAACUUCUGACCUUGUCAUCGGAUCUACAGUUGACUACAGAGAUGGAUUUGUUGGUUGCAUCAGAGCUCUGCUGCUCAACGGAGAGCUUGUUGACCUAAAGAAAUACGCAGAAAGAGGACUAUACGGCAUUGCUCCUGGCUGCGUGGGCAAAUGCGAGAGCAAUCCUUGCUUGAACAAUGGCACCUGUUGGGAACGGUUCGAUUCAUACAGCUGCGACUGCAGGUGGACCGCGUUCAAAGGACCUAUUUGUGCCGAUGAAAUCGGAGUUAAUCUCAGGUCUAAUUCGUAUAUUAAGUACGAUUUCAUGGGAAGCUGGCGCUCCACCAUUGCUGAAAAGAUCAGGGUUGGAUUUACCACUACAAACCCCAAAGGUUUCCUUCUAGGAUUCUUCUCAAACAUCACUGGCGAAUACAUGACAAUUGCAGUUUCCAACAGCGGUCACUUGAGAGUCGUCUUAGAUUUUGGCUUUGAAAGACAAGAGCUGAUCUAUCAAGGCCACAACUUUGGUCUUGGGCAGUACCACGACGUUCGCCUCACCAGAAGAGACUCUGGUUCGAGGCUCAUUUUGCAGGUUGAUGAAAACGAGCCCCAAGAGUUCAAAUUCAACAUCAAGCAGUCAGCUGACGCGCAAUUCAACAACAUCCAGUACAUGUAUAUUGGCAAAAACGAAUCCAUGACCGAGGGCUUUGUCGGUUGCGUUUCGAGAGUUGAGUUUGACGACAUCUAUCCCUUGAAGUUGGCGUUCCAGGAAAACGGCCCCGCCAAUGUUCGAUCUGGUGGAGACACACUGACCGAGGACUUUUGUGGAGUUGAGCCAGUCACUCAUCCUCCCCCAGAGUUGGAGACUAGGCCUCCUCCUGAUGUCGACAAGGACAAACUGGAGGCAGCUUACAAUCGCACAAAUUCAGCUGUUCUUGGAAGCGUUUUGGCGCUGAUUUUCCUUGCCCUUCUUGUCAUGCUGCUGCUUAUCGGUCGAUAUGUGGCCCGGCACAAGGGUGAGUACCUGACCCAAGAGGACAAAGGAGCUGAGCAGGCGCUUGACCCUGAUGAAGCCAUUAUCAACGCAGCUACAGGUCACCAAGUGAGCCAGAAGAAAGAGUUUUAUAUCUAAACAAUAGUGAGCCAAAUGCAGACGUUUCAUUGACAUAAUUAUAUUCUGCGCGCUGUAUAAUCCCAGUCAUCGUCUCAACCUCUUUUUUCUCACUGAAGAAGUUAAUUUUUCAAAAUUCAACAGUAUUCAUGAUGUAAGGAAGGCACAAUGCGGUUGUGACAGACUGGCUGACACUGAUAUUAUUACCAUUCCCUAUAUUUCUUAUUAUUUUAUUUCUGCCUUUCACGAACUGGAACUUUUUCUGCUGUUUUCUCUUAGUCCCACGACAGUAUAGUUUGGCUUUUGGAACAUUAAUUUUAUCCAAUAGCUGCAGUUUAUAUUUUUUGAAACUGAUUAUUUUUUAGUAACGAUUCCAUCCAUUUUGAUCUAAAGAUUAAGUGCUUAAAAUAGUUUUAUAUUUACCCAAUUUUGUGUGUAUGUAGAGAGGUAUUUUUUUCAUUCCAAGAGCUACAAAAUAGUUUUUACUCGGUUGAGUUGUUGUUGUGUUUGAAAUAAUUUGGAGUGGAUGGGAAGGAAAGGAUUCAUCACUGAUAAUGUUGUUGAUAUUAUAUAAAUGAUAAAAAAUAUUUGUACUCCUUGAGCUAUAUUUGUAAUUGAGUCAAAACUAAUUCGCUCUAUGGAUAUAUAAUUCAAAAUUAUAUAUUAUGGUUAGGCUGAUGUUUAUAUUUCAAAAUUUAUAUCUGGCGAGAAUUAUCUUAGAAACUAAUAUUUUUAUGUGUAUUUUACAAUCAAAACGCGGGAAGCAUCUUGUUACCUCGUUUAAAGCAAACAAAAUUCAUUCAAUCUGUGAAAUCAUCAUAAAUGAGUUAGAUACUUACCCUAUAUAUAUAGCUUGAUAAAUUUUGGCACUCACAGCAGAGUUUGCGGCGUCUUUGAUUUGCACUUAAAGUGCACCAAAAUAUUGGAAACGAAUCUAGUUGUAAUAUUUUGCCAGGAUAGCUUAAUUAUUUCAAAUUUUUGAAUAAAAACGAGCCAACAGUUUUUUGUUAAGUCUUGUAACAAUAAAAGAAUUUUUAUAAGAAAAUCUUGAUGCAUGUUAAAAGGAAUUGUAAUGCAAAAUAAAAUUCAAAAUAUUUCCAA